AGCAUACCUCCAAAGAGACCCCAAGCAGCUUUAUUUUGGCAGUCUGUAACAGGCCAGAGUUUCUGGGGAAGUGCUUUCUAGUUCUAAUCUCCCCUGUGCUGCUCAGUUCCCUGAAUCAAAUGGAAGAAAGGGGAACUUGAAACUGUGCCGACUGGCUAUUGCUGAGUGAGGAGUGUAAGGCCCCAAGUGCAGGAAAGCAUGUGCUUUGUGGUUGUGGGCAGUCCUUCUGCCAGAUCAAGUACAGCGGAAUAGACGCUAAGCUCAAACGCUGGACACUACCUUGGGGGGAAGGCAUAGGCAGAACAGAUUUCACUCAUUUCCCCCCAUUUGCAUCGCUCGGUCUGGUCCUUUUGGGAAAAGAUUCAGAGCUGGACUGGUUGGCACCACCGUAAUCUCCAGGAUGAAGUGGUCUCUUUGGAUAGCUCUGAUUCUCCUAGAGGUUGAAGAAGCAGCUCCCACUGCAGAUGCUUUGCAGGCACCAGAGCUCUGUUACGUCUUGGAUGGAAUCCUCUUUGUCUACGGUGUUGUUCUCACACUCCUGUACUGCAGACUUAAGAUCCGGUACCGAAAGAAACUGAACUAUCUUUCUGCUAACAUUCAUGAGAAAGCAGAAGGAAUCUAUACAGGCCUGGUUGCUUGUGAGACUGAAACUUACACAACCCUUGAGCUCCCCAAGCUUAAUCCGCAAGAGGAGCCUCCAAAACAGGACUCCUUGGUGGGAUAGAUGAAUUCUUUGUGGAUGCUUCCUAAUACGUGCUCCCCUAUAAUCUCACAACUGCAUCUGAGGCUAGAAGUCAGAAUAUUUUUAACCCCAUCCUUUGCUGGUUCUGCAGGGAAGACUCCGCCUAACUGACAGCAGAUCAGCCAAGCAGAAAUGAUGGUGCUUUGGGUCUUGCCCAUUGUAUUCGUGCCCUUUGCUUGCGCAUUGCAGCCACUGGUUUCCAGGGUGGGAUGGCUGGGAGACAGGAGGGACAGAAGGAAGGACUCAGACCUGUGUUUAUGCCUCUCUUAAUACUGUCAGCCAUAGUUCAUUUUGCUAAUUGAUUGCAUUGUUUUCUGAGUUCUUGUUUUUGAAUAAUGGGUUUGCCCAGUGGCAUCACUAGGGUUUGCGUCACCCGGUGCGGAAACUCAUGGUGCCAUCCCUCCUCACUGACCUCCUCCCGUCCCACACCAUCCAGAAUCCUUAGGAAUGUCUUUUGUACAGUUGUUACUCAUAAAUUGCAAUUCCUGUCUUAUCUCUGAAUGUAACGGUAAUAGCCGUGACCUAAAACAACUGCCAACAUUAAAAUUACACCUUCAAAUGUA
Sceloporus undulatus (fence lizard) is the source of this 1305-nucleotide messenger RNA. It is a transcript of the gene FCER1G, whose product is annotated as Fc fragment of IgE receptor Ig. Gene Ontology annotation, cellular component: Fc-epsilon receptor I complex. The coding region runs from base 401 to 724 and encodes 107 amino acids. Gene Ontology annotation, biological process: cell surface receptor signaling pathway. Gene Ontology annotation, molecular function: IgE receptor activity. The record is from RefSeq and is a predicted model, not a curated record. NCBI's taxonomy places the organism in Eukaryota, Metazoa, Chordata, Lepidosauria, Squamata, Phrynosomatidae. The transcript has 5 exons.